Molecule: messenger RNA, 1071 nt
Organism: Coprinopsis cinerea okayama7#130
Lineage: Eukaryota; Fungi; Basidiomycota; Agaricomycetes; Agaricales; Psathyrellaceae
Exons: 4
Coding region: 1-1071 (356 amino acids)
Source: RefSeq, a predicted model, not a curated record
AUGUCAAUCAACCACCUUCCGUCAGAAAUCCUGGAAGACAUCAUCUCUUUCGCGCUUCCGCUGCACCCUUCUCCCGCCUCGAUCCUCCAGACAUGUUCUACCUUCAACGAUAUAGGGACGAAACAACUCUAUACACGGCUGGGCUUUUACUCUUUAACGCAGUUGGAUAGGUUUCUAUAUACGUUUGCGGGUGAUCAGAACGUUGGAGAGAUGGGGUCCACCUCGUCGAUAUCAUCGUCUUCGACCAGACAGUCUUGGACACGGCCCAUUCCCUACCGACCGCGUACGGUCGAGUUCAGCUUUAUUAACGAUGUCAAGGCACAGCUGUUCUUCAAGAUGCAUAGCCUAUUCCUCAUGUACCUCAGGCUAAACCCGGGCGAUGAUGGGGGGGAGAGCCCGCAGGUGCUUCAAGUUCAUCCAAAGCUCGAACUAGACGCCUUACAUCUCAAGUGUUACUCGCAUACGAGGGAUGGGAACUUGGAGAUGAUUAGGCUGGCAUUGGGACUCGUCAACCCCACCAAGUUCAUAUGGACAGGGCCCGACCCGCCUCACCAUUUCUCUAUCGCUAUCGUGGCUCAAGCAGUCCCACACCUCUUCCAAGCCCUCCACGGUUUCACCAACCUCCAAGAACUCAAGCUCACUCACAUUGAGCUAUCCAACUGGCCGAAGGCUGUUGGUCUCCCGAUAACGCCUUCGACGAGGAGGGUCUACAUAGGUCAAGCGACGCAUGUUAGUCCGACCAUGGUCGCUUCUGGGGUGUUACUAGCGGGCAAUGCACCAGCCUUCCAGCUUGAACAAGUUCGUCUCGUGGAUGCGUAUAAGGAGAGUAUAUGGGGCCCUCGAGUGAGACGGUCGGAUAUCCUAGCAGCGGCUCUCAACGUUGCUCGACAAUCUGUUAUCCAGGUUCUCGGUGUAAUGGGCGAGGGCGGCGACCAUGCUCGUGAUCGUAGCGACGGGUCUCUGGACGAAGACGCAAUCGAGGAGCUCGUUCGUCAACGAACGUUAUGUCAAGCCAAGUCUGGGCGAAUCAACGGAGGGGAGUGUGUCACGUUGCCCAGCGAUUUGGUGUAG